AUGCCGAAUGCUAGCAACAGAAGUCACAGGGAAUACUGUGCAAUGCUUCAACGAAUGGACCUCUUCUUCUGGCUCAUCUUCUGGCUGAUCUUCUGGAGCUACCUGGAAUUUCGAACAAUUUUCGCCAGUCAAAUCGACCAAGGAGACACACAGUACGACCAAGGACGCGGCGAAGACCGUGACGAGCGUGAUAAGGGCGAUCAGGAUGACCACGACGAUACAUAUAUGGAGGACGUCGUGAUGGGUGGCACUUCUCCAGAUUGA
Trichoderma gamsii is the source of this 264-nucleotide messenger RNA. RefSeq lists its product as hypothetical. The record is from RefSeq and is a predicted model, not a curated record. The coding region runs from base 1 to 264 and encodes 87 amino acids. NCBI's taxonomy places the organism in Eukaryota, Fungi, Ascomycota, Sordariomycetes, Hypocreales, Hypocreaceae. The transcript has 2 exons.